Molecule: messenger RNA, 1623 nt
Organism: Sorghum bicolor (sorghum)
Lineage: Eukaryota; Viridiplantae; Streptophyta; Magnoliopsida; Poales; Poaceae
Product: putative serpin-Z5
Exons: 2
Coding region: 1-1356 (451 amino acids)
Molecular function (GO): serine-type endopeptidase inhibitor activity
Source: RefSeq, a predicted model, not a curated record
AUGGCCGCCGCCGACGCCGCAAUCGCCGCCCGGGACGGGCAGACGGCCCUCGCGCUCCGCCUGGCCAAGCACCUCGCGCCGCCACCUCCUGGUGGUGGUGGUGCUGGGUACUCCGCAACCGCAUCCGCCGCCGCCGCCAACAACAACAACGUCGCGUUCUCGCCGGUGUCCGUGCACGCGGCGCUGGCGCUGACGGCCGCGGGCGCGCGCGGCGCCACGCUGGCGCAGCUGCUCGCCUUCCUCGGCGCGCCGUCGGCCGAGGAGCUCGCCGACUUCGGCCGCCGCGUCGCGGACCGCGUCCUCGCCGACCGAUCCGACGCCGGCGGGCCGCGCGUGCUCUUCGGCGGAGGCGUCUGGGUGGACGCCGCCCGCGGCGGGCUCACAGAGGCGUUCCGCGACGUCGCCGCCGAGGCCUACAAGUCAGAGGCCAGAACCGUGAGCUUCACCGAGGAGCCCGAAGCCGCUGUGGAGAUGAUCAACUCAUGGGUGAAGAAGGCGACGGACAACCUCAUCAACUCCAUCAUCUCCACCGGCGACAUCGACGCCAACACCGACCUCGUGCUCGCCAACGCCGUCUACUUCAAGGGCGCGUGGCUGGAGCCGUUCAACCCCUACGCCACAAACUGGGGCACGUUCCACCGUCUCGACGGAGGCCUCGCCGAGGCCGAGUUCAUGAGGAGCGGCAUCUGGUCGCUCGACGUCGCCUGCAUGGAUGGGUUCAAGGUCCUAAAGCUCCCUUACGAGCGCGGCGCCGCCGGUACUGGUAGCUGUCAGCUCAAGCGCCGCCGCGGGCAGCAGGUCGCCGGAAAGUCCAAGGCCACGGCGCCGUCGACGGAGGCCAACGAGGGCACGCAGUACUCCAUGUUGUUCUUCCUCCCGGACGCGCGCGACGGGCUCUCGACCAUGGUGGACUUGGUCACCGCGUCGCCGUCAUUCCUGUACGGCAUCUUGGCCGAGAUGAAGGAGAGGCCUGUCGUGAUGGAGCUGCCCAAGUUCGCGAUCACCUUCAGCUGGGGAGACCUCAAGGGCGACCUCCGUCGGCUGGGUCUCUCGCUGCCAUUCUCGCCGGAGGCCGCCGACCUGCGUGGCAUGUGCAAGGGGGACGACGAGGUAGUCGACGGCGCUGGCGCUGCACGGCGGCCGACGUUCCUGUCCAAGGUUGCGCACACGGCCGUGGUCAAGGUGAACGAGGUGGGAACCGAGGCGGCCGCGGUCACCGUGCACCUGCGUGGCGGCGGCGGGCCACCGCCUGACCUUGUGGAGUUCAACGCCGACCAUCCCUUCACCUUCUUCAUCAUGGAGGAGCGGUCCGGGGUGAUCGUGUUCGCAGGGCACGUCCUUGACCCGACCAAAUGAUCGGUUUCAGAUAUAAACUCAGUCCAGCCUACACUACUCUACUCGCAUAUUUCUGCAAUGACACUACUACUCGCAUAUAUAUACUGGCAGGUCAGCACACUCGUUAUAGUUGUUGCUCAUCCUAUUGUUGCUGCCCUGUCCUGCAAAUCAGUGGUUUUCAUUACUCAUCCUUUUUCUGGUGAGGUGACAAUAAGCCGCUGUGCUUGCUCCGAGGUCGACUGUCUGUUUCUCGUUGCUAGCAGGGUCAGAGUCGUAUGUUAAUGCUUA